This is a messenger RNA of Oryzias latipes (Japanese medaka), 1804 nucleotides long. Its product is annotated as ARP3 actin related protein 3 homolog. NCBI's taxonomy places the organism in Eukaryota, Metazoa, Chordata, Actinopteri, Beloniformes, Adrianichthyidae. The record is from RefSeq and is a predicted model, not a curated record.
CACCCCCUCGCGCGCGCGCCACCAGCUGAGUGCGGAAGUGGUGGACGCUUCUGUGCGGCUGCGGUUCCGCCAGAGACGGCUCGCCCAGUCCUCCCGCGGGGAAACCUCCGGUAUUUGCUGGUUCUGCUCGAAUAGCGGCCCGGGACGGACAUGGCUGGACGGCUGCCGGCAUGUGUGGUCGACUGCGGCACAGGGUACACCAAGCUGGGCUAUGCGGGGAACACGGAGCCUCAGUUCAUCGUUCCGUCAUGUAUCGCCAUCAAGGAGUCGGCGAAGGUGGGAGACCAGGCGCAGCGGAGGAUGAUGAAGGGCGUGGAUGACUUGGAUUUCUUCAUCGGGGAUGAAGCCGUAGAUAAACCCUCGUAUUCCACUAAGUGGCCGAUACGUCAUGGAAUCGUGGAGGACUGGGAUCUGAUGGAGCGCUUCAUGGAACAAAUCAUCUUCAAGUACCUGAGGGCGGAGCCUGAGGACCAUUACUUCCUCCUGACCGAGCCGCCACUCAACACACCAGAGAACCGGGAGUACACGGCAGAGAUCAUGUUCGAGUCCUUCAACGUGCCGGGGCUCUACAUCGCUGUGCAGGCUGUGCUUGCUCUUGCGGCCUCCUGGACGUCCAGGCAGGUGGGGGAGAGGACGCUCACAGGGACGGUGAUUGACAGCGGGGACGGUGUCACACAUGUCAUCCCUGUGGCUGAAGGCUACGUGAUUGGCAGCUGCAUCAAGCACAUUCCCAUCGCUGGGCGGGACAUCACUUACUUCACCCAGCAGCUCCUGAGAGAGAGGGAGGUGGGCAUCCCACCAGAGCAGUCCCUGGAGACGGCCAAGGCGGUGAAGGAGCGCUUCAGCUACGUGUGCCCGGACCUGGUCAAAGAGUUCAGCAAGUACGACACGGACAGCUCCAAGUGGCUGAAGCAGUACACCGGCAUCAACGCCAUCAGCAAGAAGGAGUUCACCAUCGACGUGGGCUACGAGCGCUUCCUGGGCCCAGAGAUUUUCUUCCACCCAGAGUUCGCCAACCCGGACUUCACCCAGCCCAUCUCGGAGGUGGUGGACGAGGUCAUCCAGAACUGCCCCAUUGACGUCCGGCGUCCUCUCUACAAGAACGUGGUUCUGUCCGGAGGUUCCACCAUGUUCAGGGACUUUGGCCGUCGUCUGCAGAGGGACCUGAAGAGGACCGUUGAUGCCCGGCUGAAGAUGAGUGAGGAGCUGAGUGGAGGCAAGCUGAAGCCCAAACCAAUCGAUGUCCAGGUCAUCACUCAUCACAUGCAGAGAUAUGCGGUGUGGUUUGGUGGAUCAAUGCUGGCAUCCACUCCCGAGUUCUACCAGGUCUGCCACACCAAAAAGGACUACGAAGAGAUGGGGCCGAGCAUCUGCCGCCACAAUCCCGUGUUCGGGGUCAUGUCUUAACUCCAGCCUGGGACGUCCCGGCGCCAGGCGGCCCGUCGUGAUGGCAGCAGCAAACCACAUUUAUAGAAGAUGACCUUUUGCUUUUUGAUAAAGAUGGAACAUAUCAUAUCAUCUGCUUUUGUUUGAGGGUUUCUCUUCACUUCCAAACACGCGUCUGUAUCACAGUCAGAGCUGCUUGAUAGAUUUUUAUGUAAACCUCAGACAUUAAAAUGCUAAAAGCCAGUAUCCGUAUCUGACUGUGGACGCUCCUCACAUGUGGACACAUCAGAGCAUGCUGACACCAAACAAGUUCAGAUUCAGACCGGAACCCUUUGUUAAAUGCAAAAUCCUAUCCCAGUGGAGUUUGUGCACUUCAACUUUUCAGCCCUCCAAUAAAGGAGACGAUCUGUUUCUACGU